CCCGGUAGACCCGCUCCUUUUAUCUACUGUCAUCCUAAUCAAUCCCCUUUUUCUUUCAUUUAUUACAUUCUACUUUUUCUCUCCUUUCUUCUUUAUCUCUAGGGUUCAGAUUCUGCCAUUCACCGGCAAAAUGACGUCUUCUGUCAAGAACAACUUAUUGCCGCCGGGCCUCGUCAAUAACCUUCAGGAAGUUCUUCAGAGUAAAAAAAGGAAUACUGUGCAAGGUGAAGGGGACAACUCCAAUGGAGAAUCCGACGAGAAUGCUGCCCAGGAAAUCGACAGCUCCAAGCCUGUUGUUUUGGUCACCAAUGGUGAUGGGAUUGACUCCCCUGGCCUUGUGCAUCUCGUUGAAGCCUUGGUCCGUGAAGCCCUCUAUAAUGUCCAUGUUUGCGCUCCUCAAUCGGAUAAAUCUGUUUCUGGUCAUUCUGUGACACAUCAAGAAACAAUUACUGUGACUUCAGCAGAAAUUAGUGGCGCUACAGCUUUUGAAGUUUCAGGUACUCCUGUGGAUUGUGUCUCAUUAGCAUUAUCUGGGGCACUGUCCUCAUUGGCAAAGCCUGUGCUGGUAAUUAGUGGAAUUAAUCGGGGAUCAAGCUGUGGACAUCACAUGUUUUACUCAGGUGUUGUUGCUGGAGCAAGGGAGGCAUUAAUUUCUGGUGUACCAUCUUUGUCUAUAUCUCUGAACUGGAAAAAGGAAGAAAGCAAAGAAAAUGAUUUUAUAGAUGCAGUUGCUGUUUGUUUGCCUUUAAUAAAUGCAGCAAUAAGAGAUAUAGAAAAGGGAGUUUUCCCGAAAAGUUGCUCUCUGCAUAUAGAAAUUCCUACAUUUCCUUCAACAAACAAGGGUUUUAAAUUAACCAAGCAAAGUAUGUGGAGAUCUACUUUGAACUGGCAAGCUGUUUCAGCUAAUCGGCAUCCUUCUGCUGGACAUUUCAUGUCUAAUCAACAAAGUCUUGGCAUCCAGCUUGCACAGCUUAGCCGAGAUGCAUCUGCUGCUGGUGCUGCUCGCCGAUUGUCUACGCAGAAGAAAAGUGUUGUGGAGAUAGAAACAGUUGGGGCUGCUGGAAAAUCUGAUAACAACCAGGUGAAAAAGUAUUUUCGACUGGAGUUUUUAGAUAAGGAACAGACAGAUACAGAUGAAGAUCUGGAUUUCAGGGCCCUGGAAAAUGGAUUUAUUGCUGUAACUCCCCUGUCACUUUCUCCUGAUACGGAAUCUGACAUCCAAGCGGCUGCAUCAGAUUGGAUUGCUGGAGCACUUUCUGGGGAGCAAUAAGACCUCCAGAUCAACAUAGAUUGAAAUCAGUGACUUUGAAUACAGCUGAAGGAGCGAUAAUAUUAUCAUUAAUUGAUCUGUUACAUAUUUUUUUUUUCCUUGUUUUGCGUUUUCCCUGUUGAUUUUUUAAAGGGUUUCCAACUCUGUUAAGUUGGGGUGUCUAGGUGUUGAUACAAAUAUAAUUGGAAAUGGCCAGGUCUGAAUUAUAUGACCCUGUGCCUUCCUCAACAUGUAUUCUUCUUCCUUUUACAUAUCCUUUUUGUUUGGAUUUGUAUGUAAUGGUCUCUCUUUGUUUUGUAUGUAAUGGUCUCUCUUUGUUUAUUAGAUGUCCUUUACUUUUUAAUCUUUGGUUCUUGACCAUUUUGGGGUGAGGGGAGAUUACUAGUCUUAUGUUGGCACAUGUUGUUAGUCUUCG
Molecule: messenger RNA, 1685 nt
Organism: Rubroshorea leprosula
Lineage: Eukaryota; Viridiplantae; Streptophyta; Magnoliopsida; Malvales; Dipterocarpaceae
Source: the annotation of a GenBank genome assembly